CUAAGGAUAUCAACCUUCAUAAAAAGUAGAAACCAAAGCAGAAGCAAGAUUUGGUCGCUCCCCACAAAAGGCUACUCAGGACUGCUGUCUUCUCCCUACUCAAUGGCGGAGAAUGCCCAUAGACCACCUCCCUCUGUCACCAUCCUUAUGCUUCUUCUGGUUGGCAUCUCUGGUUUCAUUCAGAUUUCAGAUGGGGUCACUUUCAGAGGCCCCAUCAAGACCAUCGUUGUGCUUGUCAUGGAGAACAGAUCCUUCGACCACAUGCUCGGCUGGAUGAAGACCAUCAACCCGAAGAUAGAUGGAGUCACAGGCAAGGAAUGCAAUCCGAGGUCGACGCUGCACCCGAAUGCUGACCUCAUCUGCUUCACAGAUGGUGCUGAAUUCGUCGACCCCGACCCUGGCCACUCUUUUGAGGCGGUCAUGGAACAAGUGUUCGGCUCUGUUAACGCGAGCAGUGUGAAUCCAGUCCCUUCCAUGAAGGGUUUUGUUCAGCAGGCUCUUGGGGUCAGUGACGACUUGCCGGGGAAAGUGAUGCAGGGUUUUAGGCCGGAAAACAUACCGGUUUUCAAGACGUUGAUCGGAGAAUUCGCGGUCUUCAAUCGGUGGUUCUCUUCUCUACCAGGUCCAACCCAACCGAACCGCCUAUUCAUAUAUUCUGCAACCUCACACGGCGCAACCAGCCAUGUUCGUAGGCAGUUAGCCACAGGGUACCCGCAGAAGACAAUAUUUGACUCAGUUCAUGAGUCUGGACUGAGCUUUGGAGUCUACUACCAAAGUGCUCCUACAACUCUGUUCCUUAGGAACAUGAGAAAAUUGAAGUACAUAUCAAAUUUUCAUUUCUAUGAUUUGAAGUUCAAGAGAGAUGCAAGAAAUGGGCAGUUGCCUAAUUUGUCUCUGAUUGAGCCUAGAUACUUUGAUUUGAGAAUAGUUGGAGCUAACGAUGAUCAUCCAUCACAUGAUGUGUCCGAUGGGCAGAGAUUCGUAAAGGAGGUGUAUGAAACCUUAAGGUCCAGCCCACAGUGGAACGAGACUCUGCUGAUUAUCACAUAUGAUGAGCAUGGAGGAUUUUUUGAUCAUGUUUCAACACCUGCAGAAAAUGUGCCAAAUCCUGAUGGAAACACUGGUCCUGCUCCAUAUUUUUUCAAGUUUGAUAGGUUGGGAGUUCGAGUUCCGACAAUUAUGGUGUCUCCUUGGAUCAAAAAAGGAACAGUGAUCGGGAGACCACAAGGACCCACUACAAGUUCUGAGUAUGAACACUCUUCUAUACCAGCAACCAUCAAGAAGUUGUUCAACAUAGACUCAAACUUUUUGACCCACAGAGAUGCAUGGGCAGGGACUUUUGAGCAAAUUGUGCAGGAGUUGCAAGCACCAAGAACAGACUGCCCAGAGGUUCUGCCUGAUGCAUCAAAGAAAUUAAGAACGACAGCAGCUAAAGAAGAGGCAAAAUUGUCAGAGUUUCAAACGGAGUUAGUUCACCUUGCUGCAGUCCUGAAUGGUGAUCGUUUUCUUAGCAGCUUUCCAGAUGAAAUAAGCAGGAGAAUGAAUGUCAAAGAGGCAGAUGAAUAUGUGAAUGGUGCUGUCUCCAGAUUCAUGGAAGCUAGCAAAGAAGCGAAGAAGCUAGGAGCAGAUGAGUCUGCGAUUGUGGACAUGAGAUCAUCAUUAACAACCAGAAAGAAGCUACCAUGAGUUGCAUCCGUGAAGAGAUGAAAGAAAAAUUUCACCAAGAAAAUUUUAUUUGUAGAGUCAUUUUAUUUUCUAUUUAGAUGUCUUGAAGCUUUAAGUUUGUAAAAAAGGAAAUUUUUGUUGAACCACUAAGUAUCCAGUAUAUGAUUCGAUUUGUCCAUAUUAAUAAAUUAACGCCUGGAUCUAGACUCCAGUUUUCUA
Molecule: messenger RNA, 1884 nt
Organism: Nymphaea colorata (pocket water lily)
Lineage: Eukaryota; Viridiplantae; Streptophyta; Magnoliopsida; Nymphaeales; Nymphaeaceae
Product: non-specific phospholipase C6-like
Exons: 3
Coding region: 103-1686 (527 amino acids)
Biological process (GO): phospholipid catabolic process
Molecular function (GO): hydrolase activity, acting on ester bonds
Source: RefSeq, a predicted model, not a curated record